This is a messenger RNA of Pomacea canaliculata, 5248 nucleotides long. RefSeq lists its product as uncharacterized. Bases 723 to 1469 code for a protein of 248 amino acids. The transcript has 8 exons. NCBI's taxonomy places the organism in Eukaryota, Metazoa, Mollusca, Gastropoda, Architaenioglossa, Ampullariidae. The record is from RefSeq and is a predicted model, not a curated record.
GAAGGAGUCGCUUAAGGGCAUACUCUAGUUGUCUUUUUUAAAAGAAUGACUGUGUUCAAGCAUUCCGAUUGGCUACAGCCUUUCGAGAAAAAAACCCAACACGUUCUAUAAUUAGCAAUAUAUUAACUAGGUCGCCCUGCUAGCCAUGUGCACAACUCACAAGGGUCUUGUCAAGACUGCGAACCCCGCGAAGUGCCCUACAUUGUAGCGAGAGAGUAAAACCUGUGAAAAACCCACAAGGCCUUAUUACUCCCCCUUUGGAAGUUUUCAAAAAUGCAGAGUAAGUUUAAUAGAACAUCUUCUGAUUCAGGUGCAAUGGAAGACAUGGGAUCAGCGUUCAUGUCGCGUCUUCUGUGAGUACCCGGUCGUCAGGGAAACUAAUGAUCCGGACUGAAAAUGGUAUCAACAAUUUCUAUUCUGGAAUCGAAGAUAUCGAUCUGUGCUGACAUUUUUAAUCACAAUCUUUGAAUGCAUAUUCACAAAGACAAGAACAACAAGAAGAAAAACAAGACAAAAUGGUACUCAGGACAACAGUCUUUGCAUUGUUUUGUAUGCAAGCAUUUUACUGCCAAGAAAACCUGUGUUCUGUUGAAUAUACAAAAAGAGAUUGUGCCAAUAUAGUCACCUGCAACUUCAAGGAUAAAAUCGUAAGGGAUUAAACAGAAUUCAUCAUUUCAUAUCGUAACCACUCUGAUCAAGAUAUUAUUGCAGACUGUAACUGGAUGCGAUCAGGGAGUUUUAGCUGUGACUCUGCAACAGGCUAUACAUGUGAUCUGCAGUCAUCUGGCAAAUUUCUUGUCGACCUAAGCCAAAACCAAAAAUGUAUACAAACUGGAGAGUUUGUAUUUGAUUUUGCAAAUGAAGAGCUUUUCGGCUGUAAAAUUGAACCAGAUAAAAGAAAUUCAGAGAAUGCUUCAGUAAACGCAAAUCCCCAAAGUCCAAAGAAAUGUCUGAACAGCACACAUGAGAAUCGAAAAGGACCAAACCGAAAUAAGAGAAGUACCGCUGAAAGCGAAGACCUAUGCCAAGAAGGUGCUUCAGAACAUAAAAAUAAUAUUGGGAUGAUCAUAGGAGUGGCCUGUACAUGUCUAUUAGCCUGCGUUGUGGCGUCGUUGCUGAUUGUUAAUCGCAGAAAAUUGGUGGCCUUCGUCAGAAAACUACAUGAAGGAACGUGUGUGGAGGCCCCGGACUAUAUUACUGCCGUCAAAGACUUUGAAAACAGAGAGCGUUUGAUGCCAGAGACAGAGGAUUCUCCCAUAGCAGACACACUGAAAGAGAAAGAAGAUGUCUUUAAAGCUCUGAGCUUAAGGCCUGGAAUCAAUUACGAAGUAAACACAAACAUCAUAAACACUAAUCCUACAGAAUAUGAUAAGGCGUGUGAUGUCAGGUUACUUCACUGCGCUCCUUCUUGUGAUGGGGAUGACAACGACUGUGGAAGCUCGUCAAAACAAACGCAAAUCAUCCCUUAACUAAAUUAAAGGAUGAGGAAAUCCAGUGUAUAUGAAAAAACUUAAAGCAAUGCUAUCCGGAGGUCUGUGUACUUCUUUAAGACAUCAAAAGCUUUUCCAAGAAAGAUUCAACCUUUCUUUUCGGAAAUGAAAUCCUUUAAAACCUCCAGGGGAUUCAUAAAACAUAUACCUACUAUUCAAUUCAAAUGAAUGCCAGGAAAAACUGAAAUAUUGAAAGAUUUCACAGGCAUGCCCAGCGUUCACGUACAGUGCUCCUUCGUGUUCAUAACACGAGGUAUUAAACUUUUAAUAUGAACAAAACGAUUGUCCAGAGAAGACGUGGAUGUGUGCAAUAAAGUGAUUAAGUUGUAUAUGUUUUUAUCUUAGAUGAAAAAAGGUAUUUUGUAUCUAGAAGAAAUUAAAUAAAUGUGUUUUCACCAACAGACGAUUUCGUCAUCCAGGCACACAGCAAAAGUUACAUCUUUUAUAAGGAUCUUUACAGACUUGAACAUUUAUGUUCACCAUCUUACAGAGCUAUGAUCAACAUCAUCAGUAACCUGACAGUCUUCAUUAUUUACAUUGAAGUGCAUUUGGAAUUGACUGAUACACUUAGCUGUUUUAAAAGAAGUUUAUGACCAGCUCUUUAAUCAACUGUUGUUAUUGUCAUUUUAAAGUAUACCUUUAUACAUUAUUUUAGGCAAUUUUUAAAAGUAAUAUCGGUUUAUAAUCCUUUUAAAUAUUUUAGUCCUUAUUACUAAGUGGUCCUCAUUUUUCACAACGAUAGGAUCACACAUUCUGUUUUUUGCUUUGUUUUUUGUUUUUGUUUUUUUGUGUGUGUGGUCUGUUGUUUUAUUUCAGUUUUUUUCCCUUUUCUUUUAAUGCUUCUAUAAAUAUUUACAUGAAAUAAUAUAAACUAAGGUAUUUUAAGGAAAAAGAACCUGAUAAAGUUACAAAUAGAUGCUCUAAACUGAUACGUCUAGUUACAACUUUGACUGUACACCUCUAAUGAACUUGUGUAGUUGCGCAUGUAGCUUGACUUUUUGCAUAACCGUUGCCGUGAUUGAUGUUCAAACCUUACAGACCCUAGACUUUUAUCUGAUAAUGUUGAUAUUACAGAUUUUAUUACAGAUUUCUUUCUGAGGCCAUCCAGGUUUAAUUAGUGUUCUGUGCUCUAGCGUAGACAAAGAAGGAAAUAACUGUAUUUUUUUCUUGGUGGAUGUAUUUCUGUAAUCUAGUAAUAUAAUAUAUUUUUCCAAAAGCAGUUGCCAUCACUAUCUUAUGUUUCUCGUGUAAUGUCAUUUAACAAAUUUAUUCUGCAUCAUCGUUCCCCUCUUUUGGUUUAACUAAGUUUCUCAUUUGACAUUUGUCACAGAGUAGUUUGUCACAGUUUGUCACAGUAACUAUUUUAGAAAAUAACUCCGAAUUUCAAGCUGUUAUUCACAAUUUAACUGCACUCAAGCUACACUCAUGAGUACUUCUAGUGUUAUGUUUAAGGUGAGUCAUCACUGAAUCAUGUGAUCAACGCAUGCCUAACCGGGUCCUAGUUCACAUAAUGCUAGCAUUGAUGCGCAUAAAGGGGUUUAGUGAAGGAGCCUGGGUGGAGUCCAGCUGUAAAUUAUGUGCAUAACACCCAAAUCAUAAUCACUAUUCAAAGCUGUGCUAGGUGGGGUACAGAUGUACGGUAAGAGCAGUCAGCUUAGUGAUAGACGAUUAGAAUACUGUGCAACUGGCAGUUGAAAUGCAACUUUUAUACAUUGGUAUAAUUAUCAGGACUUCUGCUAAGGCUAAAUUCUUUGGGGUCCCAGGGACCCCUUCUUCAGAUUUUUAAGGGGUCCCUAUUCUUCGCAAAAAUUUGAAGGGGACCCCAUUGACGAAAAUUGAAAGGGUCCUCCGAACUUUUAAUGCGUACUGUACGCAAAUUUUUGCGUAAGCAGAAAGCCCUGCCGGUAUAAUAUUUCUUUUCCUCUCUUUCUUACACACACCAACACACACGUGUACACACACUCGCCUUUGUCAUGUGUUGUAAAAACUACCUUAUUAAGAUUUUUUCCUUAGAAGCAUAUUGUUCACGCAAUACAAUACAAACUCCCAAGGGGCAAUUCAUAGACCAGUUUACACUUCAGUGAACACUGCUGCCUUCCCAUUGAAAUCUUUCAUCGCUCUUUCUUUGAUCUGUCUGGACGUGUUGACAGCAGAACACAAAGCAUUUUUUAUGGGCACAUCCGUAGCUUAGCAGCACCUACGUCAUCCUUAGAAACAGAGAUGAAAAACUUUGCACAACAGGUCAACCGUUCAAAGACAUUGUCAUUGAGAUUGAGGGGGCAAAAUGCGAAGUCUAAUAUCUUGACAGUCAUUGUCAAUUGUCCCUUGAUAACCCCAUACCCCCCAGAGGGUUAGAAACCGUGGCGACCUUUCUGAUAAACACACUCAUGGCGACCUUUCUGAUAAACUCAAGUGUGACACCGAAUACGCUUCCUGCGUAAGUUCCGCCUUUAUCAUAAAAGCUCGCGGAUCAUAUGGCGGAUGUGGCAAUGACAGCUUGUCAUGUUCCAACAGGCAGCAGACACUUCGUCUUUCAGACCUUUUGCGCCAUUUUAAUUCGAACUAUUUUUAGUACAAACCUCUCUUUAUUCUCUUUCUCACACACACAUAAAAGCACCCUUUCUAAAGCACCGCGGCAAUAGGGUUUUUAAGUUUACGUUGAAGGCUUUCUUCUUUCUUUCUCAAUCACCAUCUGUUUGGGUCCACCUGGAAUAUGAAAACGCCCUCUGGCUAAACCACUGUGGGGUUAGCUCAGCAGCUUUUCUGUGCAUUUGCUUAAAAGGCAAUCCCAUUUCCAGCAAAGGAUCAUUGAUUUAUGCAUGUGUCUUUGAAAGUAUGAAUAUAUGUAAAUUGAAAGUACAUAUAUAUAUGUAUAUGUCUGUAUAUAUGCUAGUAAUACAGGGAGGUGAGAGGGACAAAUGUGGUAGACUUUAAGUCUCCUAACUCUGACACUCACCAGGACAAUAACAUCUCGUGACAGGACUUUAAAUCACUGUGCAGCGAAACAAUAGAGCCCUUGACCCUUCCAUAUCCGCCACCAACCACAAAAUGAAUGUUAUAGUUCCUCAUUAUGCAUUACUCGUGACACCAUCUCACACAAUGCUAGUAAUUUUUCACACGCUUUACGGCACGUGUUUCUUAUGCAAAAUCACGAGACCCUAAGUUUUUGUUGUUUCCUCUUUGCAUUGUUUGUGUUUGUUUUUAUUCCUCAUCAGCUCUGUUGUUUCCUUAUUCGUAGUUCAUAUGAUGUUUGUUUUCCUAUCCCUCGUAUUCUGCAUUUGUCUCGUUCUUGUUUUUGAGCACUAAGAACAUGCUUAAGAGUGUCAGCAUACGAUUUACAAAUUUUUGCAUUUAUGAUUAUACCUAGAGAUCAGUUUAUUUAGGUAUGUUGUCGUUAUGAAUAACAAUUUUGUUUAAAAAACAUGCACGAACGGGUGGAAAAGAACAAAAUGACUUAAUGUGAUGUACAGUACUACCUCCGUCAGAGCAUAAGCACUUUAUCAAAAUUAAUUUUCCAGCUCUUUGAUCCUAUUGAAAUGGUCGACCCCCCCUCGGAGCUAGCUCUACUUAAGCUUUGUGAGAAACUGUCUAUACACAGGGUAAAGCUCUUAAGUUCUUUUCAGUGACGAAGUUGAAAAUAAGCCUCUUGCGUGUAUGUCUCCGUAUGCUCACCAUUGUAAUGGACAAAAUUUAUUUGUGUCUAUUGUUUGUAGCAAUGUACGUAUUAUAUUUCAGUAUUAAAAAUAUUACCUCUCUGC